Molecule: messenger RNA, 1563 nt
Organism: Oikopleura dioica
Lineage: Eukaryota; Metazoa; Chordata; Appendicularia; Copelata; Oikopleuridae
Source: the annotation of a GenBank genome assembly
AUGAAGAUGAGAGCAGAAGAGCGAAAUGAUUUGAGUCAAAUGAAGUUGUCUCCUGUUCCUGAGCCAACGGUCGGCGAGGAGAAUAAAGCCUUGAAACCCGGGACAUCGAGAUCUGCUGCUGGAAUAACAAGUCAAUUCAAUAUUCCGUCAACUUCCAGAAACUGCCCAAGCCCCAGCCCUUCUUGUUCAUCAAGCAAUUCGAUUUCGACGUGCUCGGUCAACUCAUCGAGCUCAAAGUCGACGAAUCGCAGCUCCAACUCUGAAGUCUGCUUUUUGAAACCGGAAGUGGGGCGAUUCGCGACAGAGAAGUACGAGCCAGCCAGUUCCACUUUUGCAGUUCCUCCGCCGAUUCUCGUCAGAUUGGAAGAAAAUAUCCGCAAAGAAGCAGACAAAUUCCUCACUUCCGAUUCAUCCCUAACUUCCGAGGAUUCUGAGUCCGAAGCGCGAAGUUAUAAAACUCUCCGCCCAAAGAAAAGCGAGACCCCUCGAAAAUCUAGAGCCAGAAGUCAGAGCUCGAAGCACAAGCUCCCAAAAACCAACCAAACCGAAUCAGAAAGCCCAAAAGAAGCAAACCAGAAGCAAUCAGAACUAGAAUCAGCGAGUUCCUCGUCGACAAAAAAAUCGUCUCCGAAAGUCGCCAAAAAAGGACCGGCAAAGCGAAUGGGGGCAAAAUGCUGCAAAAUAAAACCAGUUCAAAAGUCGAAUAUCAUCAUCACGAAUUUCUCCGCUGUGCUUGAAGACAAACCGACUGAAAUCAAGGAAGAGUCCAAAAUCGUCCUCCGAUAUAAGUCACCAUACUUUCUCGCCGACGCCACAGUUAUUUUUCCUCCAGUGAUGAAAAACGAGACAUGGACGGUCGGAUGGAUUCAAGCUUGUUCGGAAAUGCAGUUUGUCAACACUUACGGAGAGCUGGGCUGCUCAAGUUGGGAAAUUCCAGCCUUGAUAAAAAACGAGAUCGCUUUUGUUUCCGAUUCCGACGGAGUUAGUUAUCCCUGGUAUGGAUCAGGGUCCGAGAUCGCCACGAUAAAAGGUCCCUGCCCGUCCUACUCCGAGCUGAAUGUCAAGAUGAACGACAAUUUCCAUCCUUCUGUAACCUGGGACGUUCCAGUUUCCGAGCGAGAAAAUGUUCAUUUGACGAGUAUUAUGAGAGAUCAAAGCUUUAUCACGUGGCUUGCCGCUGUUAAUGAAAGCACUGGAAAGAUAAUUGUGCUUAAAACUGUCAGAUGGAGAUUCAAGCUUAAAAUCGAGGUAGAUCCGACCAAAGACCUCGGGGAGCGGGGAAAACUUGUUCCAGUCAAACAAGAAAAACCUUCAAUCCAAAGUGGAGGAAAUAUCAUUCCCAAAACUGCGCUUAUAAAACCCUCGGCGAAUAAUUCUCAAGUGCUCGUUUGGCGACCGAAAAGUGGGACGGAAAAAGUCGUUGUCAGCGCAAAAGAGGCUUACAACAAAGAUGAAAAAGUUUCGUUUUUUAAUGGCGCUUCUGUAAUGGACAGAAAGAGGCAUUUAGUCAGAUUUAUUUCCGACGAGGAAGCGAAAAAAGCUUGUGAAAACGCAAAAAGCUGA